AUGGUUCGGGAAACCAGACAUUUAUGGGUGGGAAAUUUACCCGAAAAUGUGCGAGAGGAGAAAAUCAUCGAGCACUUUAAGCGAUAUGGACGAGUGGAAAGUGUCAAAGUCCUGCCUAAACGGGGGUCAGAGGGCGGGGUUGCGGCCUUUGUGGAUUUUGUUGACAUCAAAAGUGCUCAGAAGGCUCACAAUGCUAUCAACAAGAUGGGGGACAGAGACUUGCGCACUGAUUACAAUGAACCAGGAACCAUUCCUACUGCCGCGAGGGGGCUGGACGAUAGUCUGUCCUUAGGCUCUCGUGGCCGGGAUGUAUCAGGGUUCACACGUGCGACAGGGGGGGGGGUGUAUGGCCCCCCAACGUCGCUACACAGCAGAGAUGGACGCUAUGAACGAAGACUAGACGGGACUUCUGAAAGUAGAGAGCGGGCAUACGACCACGGUGCUUAUGGUCACCACGAGCGUCAAGGAAGCGGCUUUGAACGACAACGGCAUUAUGACACGGACUACUAUGCGAGAGAAAGGACUCUAAGCUCAUCUGGGAAUAGUUCUAAUGCGGCCAUGGGAAACAGUACAACAUUGUCCUCCGGACCUCGUUAUGAUUCUCGGACCAGGGAAGCCUUUACGUUGGCUAGUGUGGUUCACAGGGACCUUUACAGAGAGGACAGGGCUCGACGCAAAGAACGGUCAUUUCGACAGAGUCGCAGUCGCUCUCCACACUCUGCGCAUUCGCGAAACCCCUCCCCCCAGAGGCUGGCAAGCCAGGCUAGUAGGCCUCCACGCUCCCACAGUGGUUCUGGCUCUCGCAGCCGCUCCUCCAGUUCAGACUCUGUCAGCAGCACCAGCAGCAGCACUAGUGGCAGUGAUUCCAGCAGUAGUUCAAGUGAUGAAUCACCAGCACGCUCUGUGCAGUCAGCUGCUAUUCCAGCACCAUCAGCACUUCCUUUAUCAUCUCUUGACAAGGAGGAACCACGUAAAAGUUUUGGCAUCAAGGUCCAAAAUCUUCCCGUACGAUCUACAGAUACAAGUCUUAAAGAUGGCUUGUUUCAUGAAUUCAAAAAACACGGAAAGGUCACAUCUGUACAAAUUCAUGGAGCUUCAGAAGAGCGCUAUGGACUUGUCUUUUUCCGGCAGCAAGAAGACCAAGAAAAAGCUCUUGGCGCAUCAAAAGGAAAGCUUUUUUUUGGAAUGCAAAUUGACGUCACAGCCUGGAACGGCCCCGAGACUGAAAGUGAGAAUGAGUUCAGGCCUUUGGAUGAAAGGAUAGAUGAGUUUCAUCCAAAAGCUACAAGGACGUUGUUCAUUGGGAACUUGGAGAAAACCACCACAUAUCAUGAUCUGCUCAGCAUCUUUCAACGCUUUGGAGAGAUUGUGGAUAUCGACAUUAAGAAAGUGAAUGGAGCCCCGCAAUAUGCCUUUUUACAAUACUGUGACAUUGCAAGCGUGUGCAAAGCCAUUAAGAAGAUGGAUGGGGAGUACCUUGGAAACAAUAGACUUAAACUUGGCUUUGGAAAAAGCAUGCCUACGACAUGUGUUUGGCUUGAUGGAUUAGCGUCAAACACAACUGAGCAAUUUCUUACUCGACACUUCUGCCGCUAUGGACAUGUUGUCAAGGUUGUAUUUGACAGGAUGAAAGGAAUGGCCCUCAUCUUGUAUAACAACAUUGAAUAUGCUCAGGCCGCAGUCAAAGACACAAAAGGAUGGAAGAUAGGGGGCACUAAAAUAAAGGUGGACUUCGCCAACCAGGAGAGUCAGAUGGCUUUCUAUCGUUCAAUGCAAGCAUCUGGCCAGGAUAUUCGAGAUUUUUAUGACAUUCUUUCUGAAAGAAGAGACGAUCGACGCUCUCAAUAUGAGUUCCAAGUGGAAAGACAGUAUUAUGAAAAUACUCGCACACCAGGAACUUAUGCUGAAGAUCCUCGCCGUAAAUACACAAGCAGAAGUCGAGAGUUCUACGCUGAAUGGGAUCCAUAUCAAGGAGAUUACUAUGAAACGCAGUACUAUGACGACACCCGGGAAUAUCGAGAAUACAGAGCUGAUCCUUAUGAGCAAGAUAUUCGUAAAUAUAGUUACCUACAACGAGAACGUGAGAGGGAGAGAGAGCGUUUCGAGACUGAUCGUGGGCGUGACCAUGGUAGGAGAACCAUUGAGCGGAGCCAAAGUCCAUCUCUUGUUACCUCACGUCGUCCUGCAAGCCCAACCGAAUCCCUUUCAAUCUCUGAAAGGAUUGCUAGUGACUCUGAACGCCGAAUAUGUUGCCCCUCUUCUGAGAGAAGUGGUAGCUGCAGUUCAGUCUCUCCGACAAGAUUUGAAAAACUUGAAAAGACUCGUACGGAACGAUAUAUCAAAAUGGACAAAUUUGAAAAGGGUGUUUGUGAAGUAGAAAAGUUUCAUUCUCUUGAAAAGGAGAAGCGCAAUGGACGUAAAGAUCGCAGUGAUAAAGACAAAAGUGAGCGUCAGCGACUCAAAAAGCUCAAAGUAUCUUCACCAAUCACCCAAACGUGCGACACCAAACUUGGAUUUGAGCGAGACGAUUUGGAACCAGGCGAAGUACAGUCCGAUUCCGAUGAUGAUGGAGAAAGAAAACUAAUCUCUCACAAGUCAAGUAGUUCCUUGUCUUAUAUUCUGAGGGAGCGGGAUGAGAGGAUAACGGAUUUGAAACUUUGUGGUUCAUUGGAAAAGAAUAAAUUUUACUCAUUUGCAUUGGACAAAACUAUAACCCCUGAUACUAAAGCACUUCUCGAAAGAGCAAAAACACUUUAUUCUUCCCGGGAAGAAAACUGGUCCUUUCUUCCUUCUCGCUUCCCAACUACACACAGCUGCACGGACAAAAAUAAGGUAGAACUCGCACCCCGACCAAUUCCCUCUUGGUAUAUGAAGAAGAAGAAGACUCGUACGAACUCUGCUGAAGAUCUGCACAACAAAAAAGAGGAACUUAAGCCUCAGGACCAAGAACGCCAGGAACUGUUUGCCUCUCGCUUUCUACAUAGCUCAAUCUUUGAACAGGACUCUCGCCGUCUGCGGCACCUUGAACGUAAAGACCAACAUUCUGAAACAGGUGUUGAUGGGAAUUUUGCUGAGCUAGGUGAUCCUGAAGUACAAAUAGAAUCUGAAGAUGUGGACAUUCCAACAGAGCCCAUUGUGCUAUUCCACAGUCGUUUCUUGGAACUACAACAACAAAAAGGGAAGGAAUUUUGUCCACUUGAUCCUGAUACUGAUUCACCUGAGAGUCCCCACCUCUGCCGUUCUACCUCUUCCAACAUGUCACAAAUACCACUGGAUGGAGUUUCCCCCUCAUACCAGUCUCCCAUGACAACCCCGAUGGGCCUGAAUCACAAGCCAGAUCAGUCACUACAGAAAGGCACUCAAGCUUUCUCAACAACAUCUCUGCCUACAGUACCCACAUCGUCAUUUCAGCUCCGACCUGAUGCCAAAUCAGAUCGUUCAGGACACCGCUCAAUUGAUAUGGUGCAGCUUUUGACGAAAUAUCCCAUCAUGUGGCAAGGUCUUUUGGCAUUGAAGAAUGAUCAAGCUGCUGUCCAGCUGCACUUUGUUUCUGGCAACACUUUACUGGCUCAGCGCUCACUGCCACCGCUAGAGGGAGGUCCUCUUCUUCGCAUUGUUCAGAGGAUGAGGCUUGAAGCAUCUCAGCUGGACAGUGUUGCAAGACGGAUGACUGUGGAAAACGAUUACUGUUUGCUCCUUGCUCUGCCAUGUGGUCGAGACCAGGAUGACGUACUAAGUCAAACGCAAGCAUUGAAAACUGGCUUCAUCACCUAUCUGCAGGCCAAGCAAGCAGCUGGCAUCAUCAAUGUGCCCAAUCCUGGCUCUAAUCAGCCCGCCUAUGUGGUUCAGAUUUUCCCACCAUGUGACUUUUCCGAGAGCCACCUGUCCCGCCUGGCCCCGGACCUUUUGAACAGCAUCUCCACUAUUUCACCUCACCUCAUGAUCGUCAUCGCCUCUGUUUGA
This is a messenger RNA of Nerophis lumbriciformis (worm pipefish), 3963 nucleotides long. The record is from RefSeq and is a predicted model, not a curated record. Lineage: Eukaryota; Metazoa; Chordata; Actinopteri; Syngnathiformes; Syngnathidae.